AUGAAUGUCAGUACCAGUGCUUUGGGAGUUAGACGAAGAAAAGUAGCGACACAAAACAUAGAUGAUGAGGAAAAUUCGGCGGUACUAAAACUAGGACCAGAAUUUCGAUUGAAUCAACUAACAAACUCCGGAGAAGAGCAGCAAUUGAUUGCAUUGAACUUAUCUGAGGCAAGACUUUUAAUAAGAGCUGCUUUGAAGGAGCGUAAGAAGAGCCAAAGAAAGGGCGGAGUUGGCAAACAACAUCAGCAGCAGCAGCAACAACACCUGCAACAACAACAACAUCUGCAGCAACAACAUCUGCAGCACCCUCUGCAGCAUCUGCAGCAGCAACAGCAACAGCAAAAUCGGCAAAAGGAUAUAAACGACUCGGAUUCAGACUCAGAUGAUGAUAUGAACACCAAGGAAGAUGAAAUAUCUAAUAUUGAAUUGGCAGGUCCGAAUCUGAAUGAAAUAAUGCACAAGACACUAAACUAUUUAACCAAUUUUGCCAGAUUUAAAAAUAGGCUGAGCUGUGAAACAGUUGAGAAAUUACUCAACGAUUUCAAUGAGCAACAUUGUACUGAGCCUUUACACCCUUUUGAAAUUGCCCAAUUGGGCACUUUGGAGUGCGAGGAUUCAGAAGAGGCCAAGAGUUUGAUACCUAGUUUGAAUGGUAAGGUAUCCGAUGCGCACUUGCAAACUUUAUUGACAGAAUUGAGAAAGUACCAAACGUUAUCUUGA
This is a messenger RNA of Lodderomyces oxycetoniae, 720 nucleotides long. It is a transcript of the gene RPB4, whose product is annotated as DNA-directed RNA polymerase II subunit. NCBI's taxonomy places the organism in Eukaryota, Fungi, Ascomycota, Pichiomycetes, Serinales, Debaryomycetaceae. Gene Ontology annotation, molecular function: nucleotide binding; translation initiation factor binding. The transcript has a single exon. Bases 1 to 720 code for a protein of 239 amino acids. The record is from RefSeq and is a predicted model, not a curated record. Gene Ontology annotation, biological process: transcription initiation at RNA polymerase II promoter. Gene Ontology annotation, cellular component: RNA polymerase II, core complex.